Molecule: messenger RNA, 363 nt
Organism: Candida tropicalis MYA-3404
Lineage: Eukaryota; Fungi; Ascomycota; Pichiomycetes; Serinales; Debaryomycetaceae
Exons: 1
Coding region: 1-363 (120 amino acids)
Biological process (GO): nuclear-transcribed mRNA catabolic process, RNase MRP-dependent; tRNA processing; intronic box C/D snoRNA processing
Cellular component (GO): ribonuclease MRP complex; nucleolar ribonuclease P complex
Molecular function (GO): ribonuclease MRP activity
Source: RefSeq, a predicted model, not a curated record
AUGAACAAUUAUACUAACUAUUAUCUCUUCGAACAAAGUUUCCCUGAUCCAAGUAUACACCAAGAUGAGACAAAAUUACUAGAGUAUGAUAAUAAUAUAGAUAUUGAUAUGAUUACAUGGAAAUCGAUUAUAUUAUUAAGUUUAAAUAAAUUAUAUGGAUUAAUUGGUGAAUCAUCUCCAUUUGAUUUGUUAACUAAAAUUGAUUCAAAAACUAUAUUGAUUAGAAUACAUAAGGAUGAUUUUUUCAAAUUUAAUAAUAGUUUAAUGAGUUGGACAUUUAAUUUAAAUAUGUAUUAUCCUAUUGAUGUUGGUUGUUAUGUUAAAGUAAUCAACCUCGGUGAAUUUGUUGGUUUGAGUAUUUAG